GCUUAUUUUAAGGCUUCACCAGCAGUAGGGGGCGGUAACAUUAUGGUCUAGAUACAAAGGCGAGGAUCCCGUGAUCAGUAUUUACGGAAGUGCUUCUGAACUCAGUCUGUCUUGUUGUUAUUUCCUUAGAUACGUGGGGUAACGUUAUCACUCACCACCAAGAUAGCAGUGUCUGCUCAGCUCACUUCAUGUUAGCUUCAAAGGGACGUACGCUUACCUAGUGUUAGCUAGUAAAUUGUAGCAGGAACAACUAGCUAACAUAGCGAACUAGCUUGAAACUCGCAGAGGCAACAACUACCCGGUCUUUCAGUUUCUCUCCCGUGGUACAUGGUUGUCUUGUUAGUCCGGGUGUGUUUGGCGGUCAUGUGAAGUCUUUGCAAACGGUUAGUUAUAAAUUAGAUAUUGGGGUUAUCUCGCGGCCGUUUCUGGAAACGUUGACAAAAGCUAGCUACGCGCUAGCUUGCUAGCUUGACGUUGGCACCAUGGGAGCCGAACAGAGUGGAGAUGCGGAGCACAAACACUCCGAUUACAGCUCAUCGGUGGUGCCCUCCCCAGCAAAGCAGAAGGCAAAGAUGGAUGAUAUCGUUGUUGUGGCCCAGGGGACCCAGUCAAUGCGAAAUAUCCACAACGACCCAGAUGUCAUCAAGCUUCAGGAGAUACCAACUUUUCAGCCACUUUUAAAAGGCAACUUUUUAAGUCUUCCACCUGCUGACAUGAAUUAUAGUGUCAUCUUUCAGACCGACAGUUCAUUAGGAGUGCUGAGUGGCCAGACAUCACCCAGCAGUGUGUGUCUGGAAAGGCUGGAUACUGCGCAGGUUAUGCAGCUCUGCAUUCGCUACCAGGACCACCUACACCAGUGUGCCGAGGCCGUGGCCUUCGACCAGAACGCCCUGGUCAAGAGGAUCAAAGAGAUGGACUUGUCAGUGGAAACCUUGUUCAGCAUAAUGCAGGAGCGCCAGAAACGCUAUGCCAAAUACGCCGAGCAAAUCCAGAAGGUUAACGAGAUGUCCAUGAUCCUGAGACGCAUCCAGAUGGGCAUUGACCAGACGGUGCCGCUGAUGGAGCGCCUCAACAACAUGCUGCCUGAGAGCGAGCGCCUGGAGCCCUUCAGCAUGAGAUCUGAUGGGGAUUCUGCCACAAAGUAGCCUCCUGAAAGCCAACACAGCGGUCGCUUACCUGAGUCUUCAUCCAAUGUUGUGGCCAGGAAGAAAUGCAGGUCUGUCCAGCUGUAGGGAUUACCCAUUAAAUUUUUUUGUUAUCAUAGUUAGAGGUGGAGCUUAGGUGUAAAUGUGUUAGACUGCUAUAGUCAGCUCUCCAGUUCAGUUCUAUUUAUUCUUUUACUUAAUACAGGAAGUUUUGCUGCGCACACAUACUCUCAAUCAGCAACAUCAUACUUACUAUAACACUUUUACUCAGCACACACAUGUUCAUACCUGAGUUUAACCACAACCUUCUGCUACUGGCCACUGAGCAGCUAUACUAAAGCAAUUUAUGAAGUGCUGCAAUCAAAUGCAGUGGGCAUUGAAAUUAUUUCUCAUCCCCUCCUGGCAGGGAAACAAACUGGUAAUCUUCCAGGCACACAUUUAUUUAAGUAAUGUAAAUGCAGGGGAAGAACAAACACUUUUGAUUGAGUCAGAACUAACUCCAUAUGCUCCAAAACUUGCAGACGUGUUGCAGGUUUUAGAGACUCAAAUCGGUGUGAGUGACAUUAAAGUAUCUCAAAAUGUUUCCUACUGCUUUGGAGAUUCACACAAACUUCUCAAACAUCAGAGCUGGUCAAGAUCUUGCAGAGGAUUGAGUUAAAAUCAUGCACUUAACAUUACAAGUAUUUGUUGUUUGUCAUUCUAAUUUUCAUCUCGCUGUCACACCAUAUGCCUGGCUCACUAUUUGGAAAUCCCUUCCAUGAACUGCUGGCAUGCAGAUUGACUGCUUUUAAUUUCUGAACAAUGUCAUUGAAUCAUUUUGGAAUAUUAUGAUGAAGAGACUCAUGGAGAGAACCAAAACGGAUUAUUGCCACUGGAUUGCAAGGAGCAUGGAUGUACUGCACAUUGAAAGUAAAAUGAGAACCCCCUUCUUGGACAGAGGGUAGUUUAAAUAUUCUAAUGAACAGUUUUGUUGUAAGAAAACUUGAUUUUAAUUUAUUUGGAAACUUGCUAUUUUCAUGCAAAACAAUGAAGAAAAUGACAGAAAGGACCGAACAGAGACCCUGAAGCUUUAGGUUUUUCAGCAGAUUGGUACAGAAGAUCAAAACAGAGGUGGACUGAAACCGUUCUAGCAAGUUGCCCAUCACAGAGUUUCCUGCAGUGCAAUUUUAGUAUUAACUUGGUAUGUUUGUUAGUUCUGUCAUCACACAUGCCAAAUAUUCCCAAAUCCUUAAAGCUGGCACUUUAGAGUCGGUCAUAUCUUUGGUCUCUUUGAGGAAAGUGAUCAAGUUAACUUUACUGCUUUAUCUAUUGAAUAUUUGUUUCUGUAACAUACAUUUUGCUUGUUAGCCUUGAAGGGUAAAUUCAUCCAAGCUAUAUUAAACAAUACACAUUUUCUCUCUUACCUCUAGAGGUAUCUUUUGAUGUAGAUAAUUUUUUGUUAAUUUGUCCAGGUAUUUUCCAAGAUUUCUGCCACCACCACAAUUCAAUGGAGUUGACUGCCAUCUUAUUUCUUGUGCACAGAGCAAUAAAGAUAAAGACAUUAAUCAACAUCUUUGGAGAAAAAGUGUUUAUGUUACUUGGGAUAAUCCAAAAAACACAUGGAUAACAAUUUUUAAUAUGUACUAUUUUUUUAGGUAAAAGAUUAACCAGGACAUUUUUUCUGAAAGACAAACACAAUGACAUGCACAUUUGUUUUAUUUGGUGGCAGCAGUCUGAAAACCUGGCCAAAUAAAAUCAACUAUUUGCAUGGCUAAAUACCACUGAAGCCUAAUUUGGGUGACUACACACUUAAACUACAUUAUCAUUGGUCAGUUUGUGUGGCAAUAUAAAAUAACACCCCAUAAAGGUUUUACUAUUGAAGCAGUGUUUUUGUAUGGGCUUGUGUAAAUCCACCAGGUGGUGCCAGAGAUAAGUGGGGUCUGUGGCUUCAUAUUUUAAGAUUAAAAGUUCCUAAUCAGCUAUUUAACUGAGGAUUAAAGACAUUAAGGUUAUUGAGAACUUUUUUCUUUUACUUUUCAUAGACUAUAUGAUUAACCAAGAACGUAAUUGGGAGAUCCGUUGCAAUAGAAAACAACCAUUAGUUGCAGCCCUACAUUGCUCGCGGUUACAUUUGUUAUCUCUAACUGCUGUGCACCUGGAAAACUCACCGUGAGCUGUCAAGUUAUAAACAGUGGCACAAAUAUAUAUUUAACAGGGAUUUUAAUGCGUUCAAUUUGAUUAUAAUAACUUACUUUUUUUCAAACAUAACAUGCCCUUAAUGUAAGUGUCGCCUGACUUAACCUUGCGGCACCCAUAGCCAGUCCUUUAAAGCACCCAGAAUCACUGCUUUUCAAACUCAGUUUCUGUGAGACUUCUCUCCCCAGUCUGCGUUUUAAAAGCCUUUGUCAUUGUGCAUAAUACUGUUAUACACAAUUAGGAGUGCUAUUUUUGAUCAAUACGAGAAAAGAAACUAAGAAAUCCUGUGUUUGUGAUGCUCGCAACGUUACAGAAGCCUCAAAGAUGGUUGUAUGUAUCCUUUGAGGAUUAAAACAUGUAUGCAUCCAACCCAAAGAUCAAAUCCCAAUUAGGCAUUAAAGGAUUUUGGCCAGAAAGCUUACUGCUAAUGGUGAUUGGCUCCUCUCGGGAGUCAGUGGUGGGUGGUGUUAUUUUCCCAUGAGCCAUGUAGUCUGAUUAGAAUUGUUGUGUACGUUGUUGAAUUUUUUGUUGGUGUAUAAACAUGCUGAACUCAAUUACACCUACAAAAGCGUCCUCCUCCGGCUGGCUCGCUUUGAGGUACGGAAUUAGCCCAUUCGUUGACAUAAGGGACAUAAGACCGAAACAAGUUUUCUUCUAAAUUUAAAGCAGGACUCCUUUGAUAUGUUAUCGCCUUUCAUGUGUAAAUUAAAAUGGGUGAAAAAUGUCUUAAA
Etheostoma spectabile (orangethroat darter) is the source of this 4051-nucleotide messenger RNA. It is a transcript of the gene borcs5, whose product is annotated as BLOC-1 related complex subunit 5. Lineage: Eukaryota; Metazoa; Chordata; Actinopteri; Perciformes; Percidae. Gene Ontology annotation, biological process: positive regulation of anterograde synaptic vesicle transport; lysosome localization; organelle transport along microtubule. The coding region runs from base 483 to 1145 and encodes 220 amino acids. The record is from RefSeq and is a predicted model, not a curated record. The transcript has 4 exons. Gene Ontology annotation, cellular component: cytoplasmic side of lysosomal membrane; BORC complex; synaptic vesicle membrane.